Messenger RNA from Aureobasidium subglaciale EXF-2481, 6699 nucleotides. RefSeq lists its product as uncharacterized. Bases 1 to 6699 code for a protein of 2232 amino acids. Gene Ontology annotation, biological process: DNA replication proofreading; mitotic cell cycle; DNA replication. Gene Ontology annotation, cellular component: epsilon DNA polymerase complex; nucleus. Gene Ontology annotation, molecular function: nucleotide binding; single-stranded DNA 3'-5' DNA exonuclease activity; DNA binding. The transcript has 2 exons. The record is from RefSeq and is a predicted model, not a curated record. NCBI's taxonomy places the organism in Eukaryota, Fungi, Ascomycota, Dothideomycetes, Dothideales, Saccotheciaceae.
AUGGCGAGACAGAACGGCCAAAACUUCCGCCGCAUGGGCAGAGGCGGCAACACCUCUUAUGGAUCACGGAAAAUGAAGACUGCCGACAUAUCAACGCUACGAGGAUCAGAAGCAACGUCACAGAAUGAGAAGCUCGAGGCCACACGGCUGGCUCACAAGAUCGACGAGGCCAUGGGCUUCGAGCGUUUCGAGGCUGGAAGGAAAAGAGAAGGAUGGCUCGUCAAUAUGCACAGUACCACCAUUGAAGACAGCAAGAACCAAGGAGGUCGCGCGGGCGUUGACUUUUACUUUUUGCAAGACGACGGAAACACCUUCAAGGCCACCCUCGAGUACGACCCUUAUUUUCUUAUUGCAGUCAAGAGAGGGAAGGAGCCAGAAGUCGAAGAGUGGUGUAAGAGGUCUUUUGAAGGCAUGGUGAAGACUGUGCAAAGGAUAGACAAGGAGGACCUGUCAAUGCCGAACCAUUUGCUCGGACAUCGACGAAACUUCCUCAAACUCACUUUCGCCAACGUCGAUCACCUACUACAAGUCAGAAGGGGCAUCUCACCCGUCGCCGAGAAGAACAAGAGCAAGAUGAAUGCCAUGGACACAUAUGCCGAGGUCGCGACUGCGAAUGCUGGAAUUGACAUGUUUGACGACGACUUCGAGCAAGCAAACAAGGCCAGCAUCUUCGACGCCAGCGACUUCAUCGUUGACAUCAGAGAGUACGAUGUACCCUACCACGUACGAGUGGCCAUCGACCAGGACAUUCGGAUAGGAAAAUGGUACACCGUCGACGCGAAACACGGCCACAUCACUUUGACCUGCAUCGAAGAGAGGCUACAACGUGCUGACCCCGUCAUUCUCGCCUUCGAUAUCGAGACUUGCAAAGCGCCGCUCAAGUUCCCUGAUGCUGCUGUGGACCAGAUCAUGAUGAUUUCGUACAUGAUUGACGGCCAAGGUUUUCUCAUCACUAAUCGAGAAAUCGUAUCCGAGGACAUUGCCGACUUCGAAUACACGCCUAAGCCAGAGUACGAGGGCCCUUUUCUAAUCUUCAACGAGCCGGAUGAGAGAGCGCUUCUCGAACGAUUCUUCGAGUGUAUCAAGGAAGCCCGCCCUACGAUCAUCGUCACAUACAACGGUGACUUUUUCGAUUGGCCAUAUGUCGAAGCCAGGGCUAGUAUCCAAGGCAUUGACAUGUACCAAGAAAUUGGUUUCCGCAAGAACAGCGAGGAUAUCUACCAGUCAAAUUACUGUGCGCAUAUGGAUGCUUUCGCCUGGGUUAAUCGUGACAGUUACUUGCCUCAAGGAAGUAGAGGUCUCAAGGCUGUCACAGUUGCCAAACUUGGCUACGACCCCGACGAACUGGAUCCGGAGUUGAUGACGCCGUAUGCACAAGAGCGACCACAGACGCUAGCAGAGUACUCCGUCUCAGACGCCGUGGCGACAUACUACCUCUACAUGAAAUACGUUCAUCCCUUCAUCUUCUCACUUUGUACCAUCAUUCCGCUCGGACCUGAUGAUGUGCUACGAAAGGGUACAGGUACACUUUGCGAAAUGUUGCUCAUGGUUCAGGCCUACCAGAAAGAGAUCGUCCUACCCAACAAGCAUCAAGCACCGCGAGAAGCUUUCUGGGAGGGGCAUUUGCUCGAAUCAGAAACUUACGUUGGUGGUCACGUCGAGAGUAUUGAAGCUGGUGUCUUCCGUGCCGACAUUCCAUGCAACUUCGCUGUCGAUCCGGCUGCCAUCGAUGAACUAAUUAAAGAGCUCGACAACGCCCUUAAAUUCAGCAUCGUAGUAGAAGAAAAGAAGUCACUGGAUGACAUCGAGAACUACGAAGAGGUCAAGGCUCAGAUCUUGGAGAAAUUGAUCCAGCUCAAGGAGACGCCAAAUCGCAAGGAGAAGCCUUUGAUCUACCAUUUGGACGUCGCUUCCAUGUACCCCAAUAUCAUGACAACAAACCGUCUGCAACCUGAUUCUAUGAUCGAGGAAGCAGAUUGCGCUGCUUGCGAUUUCAACAGACCUGGCAAGACUUGUGAUCGAAGACUGCCCUGGUCCUGGAGAGGAGAAUAUCUGCCUGCGAAACGCGACGAGUACAACAUGAUCCGGCAUGCCUUGGAGAGCGAGAAGUUCCCGGGAAAAUACGCAAACAGCUUAUCUCGAGGCUUUUCAGAUCUAUCUCUCGACGAGCAAUCAGUGCUGGUCAAGAAGCGACUACAAGAUUACAGCAAGAAGAUUUACCACAAGAUCCACGAAGCCAAGACCAUUGAGAAGGAAGCCAUCAUCUGUCAACGAGAGAAUCCAUUCUACGUCGAUACGGUCAAAGAUUUCCGUGACAGAAGAUAUGAUUUCAAGGGAAAGCAAAAAGUCUGGAAAGGCAAGACUGAAGACCUGAAGAAGGCUGGUGCUUCGGCGGCUGAAGUCGAUGAUGCUAAGAAGAUGAUCAUCUUGUUCGACUCGCUCCAACUUGCCCACAAGGUCAUUCUGAACAGUUUCUACGGUUAUGUCAUGAGAAAAGGUUCUCGCUGGUAUUCCAUGGAGAUGGCCGGUGUGACCUGUCUGACUGGCGCUCGUAUCAUUCAGAUGGCGCGUCAGCUAGUAGAGCGCAUCGGACGACCACUCGAACUCGACACUGACGGUAUUUGGUGUAUUCUUCCUGCGACCUUUCCCGAAAACUUCGCCUUCAAGAUGAAGAAUGGCAAGAAGGUCGCCAUCUCAUACCCUUGUGUCAUGUUGAAUCAUCGUGUGCACGACGGCUUUACCAACCACCAAUAUCAGGAGCUGGUAGAUCCUCAGACAUUUCGCUACGAGACACAUAGCGACAACACUAUCUUCUUCGAGGUCGACGGUCCGUACAGAGCCAUGAUUCUCCCCACAUCCAAAGAAGAAGACAAGAACUUGAAGAAGCGUUAUGCUGUCUUCAACCAUGAUGGUACUCUUGCUGAACUGAAAGGUUUCGAAGUCAAGCGUCGUGGUGAGCUGAAGCUGAUCAAGAUCUUCCAAACACAAAUUUUCAAGUUCUUCCUCGAGGGCACCACGCUUGAAGAAACGUACGGAGCGGUCGCUACGGUCGCAAACAGAUGGCUGGACGUUCUAGACUCUCGUGGUUCUACCCUUGCUGAUGAAGAGCUUAUUGAUUUGAUUUGCGAGAACAAGAGUAUGGCUAAGACACUUGAGGAGUAUGGUGCGCAGAAGUCGACAGCCAUCACCACUGCGAAGCGUCUUGCCGAGUUCUUGGGAGAGCAGAUGGUCAAAGAUAAAGGCUUGAACUGCAAGUACAUUAUCUCGUCAAGACCUAGAAACGCUCCCGUCACUGAACGUGCCAUCCCGGUCGCCAUCUUCUCGGCUGAAGAGUCAGUCAAGAAGCAUUACCUUAGGAAGUGGAUGAAGGACGACCCGGGAGACAUGGAUCCUCGCACUGUUAUUGACUGGAACUAUUACCUUGAACGUCUUGGUUCGGUCAUUCAGAAGCUCAUCACUAUUCCUGCAGCUUUGCAGAAAAUUCGCAAUCCUGUACCUCGUGUCGCUCAUCCCGAAUGGCUCGAGCGCAGGAUCAGAAUCAAGGAUGAUGUGUUCAAACAGAAGAAGAUGACAGACAUGUUUACAAAGAAGCCCCUGGAGGCUGCUGAUAUCAAUUCCGUCAAUGGUCGAGUUAUCGGAGACCUUGAAGACUUUGGUUCAUCGUCGUUGACUGUGCCAAAAAGAGCUAUCGUUGCAAGAGUGGCCUCUUCCCAGAAGCGAAAGGCUGCCGAAGUCGAGCCCGUCGUACCUGUCAACCCGUAUGACAGCCUGCCGCCGAACAUGCCUUCAAUCACUGAGGAUUAUGAAGGUUGGCUGCAAUACCAAAAGAAGAAGUGGAAGAUUCAGAAGCAAGCUCGCAAGAGAAGACGCCAGCUCUUUGGUGAAAAGCGAGUUGACAACACUGAUGCGAUUGGCAACAUGUUCCGCAACCAGAGCGAAUUGAUGUACAACUCGACCUGGCAGAUCCUGCAGCUCUGCGAGGGCGAGAGUCCUGGUGAAGUCAAGGCCUUCGUCUUGAUUGAUCAGAAGGUGCAUCAGCUCAAGGUUGUAGUGCCGCGUCAAGUCUUCCUCAACUUGAAGGGAGAUGAUCUGCCUGAUGUCUCUGUGGACGGCGUGUCAGCUGAGAAGGUGGUCAACUACACUCUUCCGAACGGCCAUCCCUCAGUGCAUCUCUUCAAGCUCAGUAUGCCUGAACAUGUCUACAUCAAAGACGCGGACAAGCUCGCAGCGCUCUUCAACCACUCGAGUGUCGAGGGAGUGUACGAGACACAAGUCCCUCUUGACAUCAGAGCAGUGCUUGAGCUCGGUAGCACCUGUACCUUCGACGAGAAGCAAGCAGGUGUUUUAGGCAAAGGUAUGACCCAUGGUUUCGACCUGUCAGCCUUGCACUAUGUGGCUCCCAAGCAGCCUUAUCUGUCGUCUUCGCCCAUGAGCUACCUCUAUCUCUACCACGUCAUUGCUGGCGAGCGUCAGAUCUUCGCAUUGUUCUGCUCAUCGAAGAAGGAAGCUCAGGUUGUUGUUUUGAACAGAUCGCGUGCUGAUCAAGGUAUGCCCAAUGUAGACCGCAUCUACCAAGACAUGUUUGCCAAGAAGCUGGAAGAAAAUCAGGGCGAGCAAUGGCAAGACGUCUUUGAGUACCAAGAAGACAUCCACUUCAAGACUGUCAAUGUCACCACCAAGAAAAGAGCGCUCCAGGAGGUUGGCGAUGCUAUCAAGAAGAUUCAGAAGGAAGAGACUAGCCCUCUGAUGGUUGUCAUCCAGUCUCAGCAACCUCGUCUGCUCAGACAUGACCUUCCUGUCCUGCAAGAUUUGCCCAUGCUACCUCUGAAGUCUGAUGAAGAUGACAAGAGACUGCCUCCUCUCGGAUGGCAAUCAUUCGUCGCAAAGAGACUAGUUGGCCAUUACCUCGACCUCGGAUCAUGGAUAACACACUUGAUCGAGCUCAGUCGUUAUGGCAAUGUACCUCUCUGCAACCUCGAGAAAGAUGAUCCUCGCUUCUUGAUCGAUAUUUCGUAUGCGAGAAGACUGCAAAAGGAAAAGGUUGUGCUUUGGUGGUCAGCCAAUCCUCGCCCGGACCAUGCUGGCUAUGAGAAAGACGAUAUACUGGCUGCUAUGGAGACUGUGGACAUGCCUUCGGUGAACAACCCUGGAACCUACUCUUCGGUGUGCAUUGAUCUCAGCGUCAAGAAUCUUGCAAUCAACACGAUUUUGUGUUCUGCAGUACUCAAUGAUGCUGAAGGCAGUGAUUCGAUGGGCUUGUCAGUGCCUCCGCCCAACGAAGAAGGUAUCGAAGACAUUUCGCACGUUGUCUCUGGCGAAAACACCUUUGCUCAAGCAGGUAUCAUAGCUCUGCGAGAGAUGGUCAGAGCUUGGUGGGAAGAAGCUUGCCGUGGUGGUGGCAUGGCAGAUGUCAUGGUCCAACACCUGGUGCGCUGGAUUGAGAAUCCUGGCUCUUUCUUGUACGACAAGUCACUGCACUACUACGUGCAGAUGAUGUCGAGAAAGGCCUUGCAGCAACUCAUGUCUGAGUUCAGACGUGUUGGUUCGCACGUUGUGUAUGCCAGUGCAAACAGAUUGCUCUUGCAGACCACAAAGGCUGAAGUUGGCAAUGCUUAUGCCUACAGUCAGUAUAUUCUCAAGACUGUCAACGCCAAGCCAUCAUUCAACUUCCUCGACCUCAGCAUUACCGAGUAUUGGGACUACCUGAUCUGGUACGAUGAGUUCAACUACGGAGGUAAAGGAUGUGCAGAGGUCGUCGAGGCUGAGAACCAGACUCUCAACACCAUCAUGGAGUGGCAGAUUGGCACUUUCUUGCCGAAGAUUCUGCAGCCCAUGUUCAAUGACUGGAUUGUCGAGUAUAUCGAACUCAUGCACGGCCGCAAGAGACCUUCGGCUGGUAUUGCCAAUGGCGCACCUAGACCUACACAACUUCCCAUCCAUGCAUCCAUUUUCGCUUCUGAGAAGGACGAUCAGACUACUCCUGGAGAUGUGCUGGCAAAGACUUUCUCAAAGCCUCUGGCUAAACAGAUCAAAGCCUUGAUCAAGCGUCAAAGAACAGAAGCAAUGCACGAAGAACUAGCUUCUGACUGGACAUUCCCCGACCUCCCCGGCUCUUCUCACACACUCCAAAAUCCAGUCUUGCAAUUAGUAAAGAGUAUCAUGCAAGUACUUUCUCUGGACAAGACAAUCACCCUCGAAGCAAGACUCUUGCGCAAAGAAUUGCUGCACCUUUUCGAGAUCCGCGAGUUUAGCUCUGAAGGUGCUUUUGCAAAUCCGUCCAGCAGUUUGGCUAUCAAACAACUCAGCUGCUCUGAAUGCUGUCUCCCGCGGGAUAUCGACCUCUGUCGCGACAGCGAUAUAAUCCCCUCUGCCUCCACCGACACCACAGCCCCCCGCAUUCUCACCAUCCGCUGCCACAACUGUGACGCCCUCUUUGACCGCCUAGCCAUUGAAGAACGUUUGUUAGCAGAAGUCCAGAAACUAGUCUUGCAAUGGACGACGCAAGAUCUCAAGUGUGGGAAGUGUGGAAGGAUACGACAGAAUGAAUUUAUGGACCAUUGCAGUUGUGCUGGAGAGUGGAUUGUUACGUGCAAGAGGGAAGAAGUUGUGAAGCAAUUGAGAGUUUUUGGAAGUGUGGGGGGAUUCUAUGGGAUGAGGAUGUUGGAGGAUGUUGUGGGGGGUGUUGUUGCUGCUGUCUAG